AUGCUGACGCCAGUCAAGAUGCGAAGUUCUCAGGGGUGUUGGACAUGUCGCCUCCGUCACAAAAAAUGUGACAAACGGCGCGGAGUGGGCGGAUGUGGGGUAUGCAAGGCGCUGGAAAUUACUUGUUAUUUUCGCAAUGAGAAGCCGGAUUGGAUGGAUGGUGGGCCGCGCGAGAAGCAGAUGGCGGACGAUCUGAAGACAAUGGUGAAAGCCAAGGCGAACCAGCGACGCGAGAGGAAAUGGGCUUUGAGCAUCGAUGGUCAUGACGCCCUCUUAUUGAACAGCAUGGCAGCUAGCAUGUCACUUGAUACCAGUACGGAUCGAAAUACGGGUGGCAGCAGCAGAGAUUCGUCCGACACGCCUGCCACCAGUGUGACGGACGGAUCCAACAGCCAGGAACAACAGCAGCAGCAGCAGCCGCCCUCUCAAACUGAACCCAUGAUGUUUGGCAUGACACCUUUCAGUCCCGCAACCACGGAGAUCCACCAAGUCACUAGAGAAGGGACUUUGUUGACGCCCUUCAGCACCAUGUCGUUCCCCGACGUAUCCGCUGAACGGGAGUUGAACUUUACCAUCAUGUACCUCGAUUAUGUCUUCCCACUUAUUUUCCCAUUCUACCGGCCGCCUCUCCUCGAAGGUGGCCGCGGCUGGGUCCUCGUCCUACUCAUGAAGAACAAGUCCCUCACGCAACCCGGCCAUGACGAGGUCGCCAUCCAGUCGCUGCAACACGACAUGCAUUACCAGAAUCAGCGCGGUAUUGCCAGCUCAUUUAGCGAUAGCCUGAAAUGCCUCGAGAGCAUUGUUCAAUCGCUCUCGUUCGAGGUGGCUAUCGCCAAUACGAAGAAUUGGCAGGUGCAUCUUGAUGUGGCUUUUGUACUAUUUGGGCAGAUCGUCCAGACGUACCAGACGGAUGCGGACAGACCAUGGUAUUUGCUUCUUCAGCGGAUGGGGUUGAAGCAGCUCACGCUGAUCCGCCUUCCCCGCGGUCGACACCCCUGGACUGCUGAUCAAGCCGCCCUACGCCUUUACACCGUUAACCUGCUGUGGAACGACAUCAUUGCCGCCACAGCGCUGGAGCGCGCUCCCAGGAUGCAACGGUACCACGCCGAGCUUCUUGAGGGACACGAACCGCCGCUAUGCUUCGAAGAGGUCUAUGGCUGCGAAGACUGGGCUAUGCUCCGCAUUGGCGAAAUUGCCGUGCUUGAUGCCUGGAAAAAGGAAAUGAUGUCCACGUCCUCGCUGUCUAUGCAGGAGCUCGUUCAAAGAGCCGCGGUUAUUGAGCGCAAUAUACGGGAUGGUAUCGAAUUGCUCGACGCAGUCCCGACGGGUCCAAUGCGUGACCCGUCUGCUCGCCCGCCCGACCUCCCCUUUGCCGGACUAGACGUCGAAAAUCUCACCGAAAUGGACAAGCUGCACACCACUCCAUCACUGGCGCUCUAUACGAGGAUAUGGGCACAAUCUGCGCUGACGUACCUGCUCGUUGUCGUAUCGGGCCACCAGCCUGCGAAUCCGGAUAUCCAGGCCUGUGUCGCUGCGACUAUGGAAUUAUUCCGGGCUUUGCCUGGCCCACUGUGUUUACGUACACUAGCUUGGCCUUUUGAUAUGACAGGGUGCCUGGCGAUGCCUGAACAAGAGCAGUUCUGCCGUGAUCUGCUGAAUAGUAUGGGCCCCAUGCAGAUAUUCGGCACGGUCAGGGAAGCGCUUAAUAUCAUCACUGCUGUGUGGGAACAUAGAGCCUGUAUUAACUACGAAACUUGGGAUGUGGCGGCUUCUUUGGGGAUCCUUGGGCACCGUGCCUUGCUCGUGAGAUCAGGGGUCGGAUAG
This is a messenger RNA of Pseudomassariella vexata, 1824 nucleotides long. RefSeq names its product fungal-specific transcription factor domain-containing protein. Gene Ontology annotation, molecular function: DNA-binding transcription factor activity, RNA polymerase II-specific; transcription cis-regulatory region binding; zinc ion binding. Gene Ontology annotation, cellular component: nucleus. Lineage: Eukaryota; Fungi; Ascomycota; Sordariomycetes; Amphisphaeriales; Pseudomassariaceae. The coding region runs from base 1 to 1824 and encodes 607 amino acids. The record is from RefSeq and is a predicted model, not a curated record. The transcript has 4 exons. Gene Ontology annotation, biological process: positive regulation of transcription by RNA polymerase II.